Molecule: messenger RNA, 1023 nt
Organism: Trichosporon asahii var. asahii CBS 2479
Lineage: Eukaryota; Fungi; Basidiomycota; Tremellomycetes; Trichosporonales; Trichosporonaceae
Exons: 1
Coding region: 1-1023 (340 amino acids)
Molecular function (GO): protein binding
Source: RefSeq, a predicted model, not a curated record
AUGCCUGCAGCGACGCCCGCUUUCCGUUUCCAAGACCUCGCCGUCGAACUCCAGUUCGCGAUACUUGACGAGGUUAUCAGCCUAUCGCCGUCUGAUCUCUGCGCCGCCGCCGUCGUCUGCCAGACGUGGAACCAAUAUGUGACUCCCCAUCUCUACCGGCACAUCACAUUGACCAAGUCGAACCGCGAGGCCGUCUUCGCUGGCCUCGGUCUCGACUAUCUCUCCGCCUUUGCGCUCGAAUCACGAGCUGAUGAUGUGCCAGCGGUCGACACGACCCCGAACCGCAAGGUCCAAGCGCUGUCACAUGUCAAGACGCUCGCUAUUUCAGAUUCGAGCGGAGCCCUUGCGCUGGCUGAGGCCCUGGUCACCCACGAUGGGGUCUUGAGCAACGUCGAGGACAUCUCCAUUGGCUCCGCCUUGUUCCGCCACCUCGUCAACAGCGGUCUCGCCGCAUUCGGACGGCCCCGAUCGGGCUCUGCCUUCAUGGGCGAGACGCUGGUGGCGCGGCUGAAGCCGAAACGCGUCCACAUCGAUUACCCGGCCUCGCGAGUGCUUGGUUCGUCCGCGUUCGAUCCCGUCCUGCUGGCACGCGUACUGGCUGUCCUCAUGAUUGACUGGAACCCUGAAACUGUCGACUAUCACGGAGUUGGCUCUGACUUUCCGCCCGUCCUGGGUGCCAUGUCACGUAUUCACUGCGCGCCUUGCAUGCCGGCAGACGGAGAGUGGGAUGACUGUGACGGCCUUGCCUGCGGCAGUCAUGGAGCUCUCGUGAGGAUGCACCUCCGAAGGCUUUUCGGUCAGCACGCCCGUGACGAGCUGCUCGAGGCUAUCGCGGAGGGAGCCGACCCUACCGACGACGAGGACCUCGACCCCGAUGAUGUCCCGGAUGCGCUCCAGGCCAAGGUUGAGUACCACGGGGUGCCGUGCAUCGUGGGCGCCGACAUGGACGCUUUCCUCCGCAAGACUUUCGCUCAUUGGCCGGUGGAGAUUGAUAUUGGUGAACGCGUCGCCUUCUACCCUUGA